UUAACAAUACUUAUGUUUUAUCUUUUUAGUCUUAAAUGUCGUUAAAAUUUAAAGCAAUGCAUUUCAUUUAUGGUUAAUGCUUAGCGAUAUUGAUAAAUUUUAUAUGGAUAUUUCUUAUUUACGUAAUUUUGUCUAUUGUUUCAAAAGUAAACUUUAAAAUUAUAAACUUAUUUUACAGUGUAUUGACUAAAACUAUGUCUCUUCUAAGUCUUACAUCCGAUCAAGUGAAGCAAUUUUUACCACUGCACACUUGGACUCCUGUAUUUAUUAUACCUGGUAACAAGGCAAAUAAUGAUGAAAUAUAUAAAAUAACAACAAAUGAAAACUAUUUAAGGAUGUGUCAAGAUAUUCAUAAAAUGGCCAUGUUAAGUCAUACAUUUUGUAAAGUAAAAAGAUUCAAAAUGUUUGAGUUGGUUGCAGUAGAAUUAGAAGGAAUGUGGUGUAGAGGCAGAAUGCUGAGUUAUAAUGAAUUUUUGACCAACAAUACUAUUGUAGCAAUAAUUGAUACUGGAUUAUUAAUUGAAAAAUCAUUAAAUGUUUUAUAUAAUCUUCCAGAAGAUUUAAAGUAUGAUCCUUUGUGUAUUGCAAUAAAACCAGUGAAUGAUAUUCCUAAUUCUCGCAAGUUUUAUGUAAAGCCUUUACUAUCUAAAAGUGAAUUAUAUAAAGGAUAUGUAUUGGUAGAAUUAAAAAAUUGCAAUGAAGAAAUAAAUAAUUUAUGUAUUGAACCUGACCUUGACUUAGUAGAAGUUGAAAAUAUUCACGUAUCUUCAAAUAUCCAAACAUUUGAUCCUAAAAUAAAUGAAAUGUCUAUCAGUAAAAUAUCUAAAAAUAGUAUGAAAUGCAAGCAAAAGGAAAAACUUUAUGAUAAUUUAUUAUUAAACAGUUUUUCUGAAGAAUUUAUUUGUAAUCCAAAAAACAAAUCUAUAUGUUCUACAAAAGAAAGUUAUAAUAAAUUUCAAAUUCAUGCAUGCUUGGAUAAAUCAAAUUUGAAAGAAUAUAUGAACUUUGUGUUUUCCAACGUUUUACAAGAAGUACUUCAGAUAAAAAAAGGAAAUACCUUUCAAGACAUACAUGAUUUUGGUGCUAACUUACUUAAACACCUAACUAUUAAUAUACCUUUUAAAAUGGAUCAUAAUUAUUUAACUUUUGUUAAGCCAGUUAAUGAAAAUAUUAAGUAUAAACCUGAGAAAAUAAAAACAAUAUUAAUAAAUUUUUCUUCAGAUAUUCUCAAAUUACCUGUUAAUGGAAACCAAAAUUUGAAUAAAAUUAACAAUGAAAUAACAUCUAGGGAUCAACAAAAUGUUUUUAAUAUUCCAAGUAAAUCAGUUGUUGAAUUUUGUUAUGGUUCAAAUGUUGAUUUUGUUUAUGUCAACUUUGUAGAACAAAAAAAAAAAUUUGAAGACUAUAUGAACAAUUUUUUUGCUUUUUAUAAUAAUAAUGAUAAUAAAAUGAAUAAAUAUAAUCCUGAGAGAGGUGAUUUGGUUGCUGCAUUUUUACCACUUUACAAAGAAGUUCAUAGAGCUUUAAUACUUAAUAGAAAUACUACAAAUUCCAAAUUAUAUCUUUGUUAUUUUGUUGACAUUGGCUGUAAACAUUAUAUUUAUUCUAAAUUUAUUUAUGAACUAUCAGAAGAUGCAAAGCAAAUUCCCUAUUUAGCACACAGAGUAGGACUUAAAGGAAUGAAAACUCUUAACAAUACUUCAAAAUUAAAUUAUUUAAAAAUUUAUUUUAAAAAAUUGUAUCGAAAACAUUUAAAUAUGUAUUAUGAUGAAAAUGAUAAAGAUGGAUUAAAUAAAGUUGUCUUGAUGAAAUGUGAUAAUGAUGUGGAUAUUUGUCAAGAAAUAAAUAAUUUUUUGGAUGAUUCCAAUUAUUUAAAGAAUAAAGUUUCAAAAGUUCAAAAAAAAAAUUCUAAUACAACAUCUUACAGAUCAAUGUUAAAAUGUAGUUCAAUGGUUGUAAUAGCUCAUUUUGAAUCAAUAAAAAAACUUUAUGUUAGGAUAUUAUCAGAUGAAAGUAUAAAUAGUUUCAACAAUUUAAUGAAAAAAAUGGAAGAUUACUUUUGUAAUAUAAAAGGUGUGAAUGUUAGAAGAAAUCCAAAGGUUGGAGAGAAACUAGGUGUCAGAUCAUCAAUGAAUAUUAUUUUACGGGGAAUUAUUUGUCAAAAAGUUAAUGAAAAUUGUUUUUUGGUAUUUUAUAUGGAUUUUGGUAGCAUUGAAUAUAUAGAAGGAAAAAAUUUGUUUGAAUUACCUUAUGAGCUAAGAUGUAUACCUCAGACAGUUAUUAAAAUUGGUAUAAACUUGACAACACCAGUUGUAGCUUUACCUGAACAAAUUACUAAUUAUUUCAACAUGCUAAUUUCAUCAUCAACCCCUUUAUUUGUGGUAUUUGUUGAUGAAAAUGAUCCUCGUGGAUAUAAAAAUGUACUAUUAACAAAAGAUGGUAUUGAUUUAUGUCAAGACAUUAAUUACUAUUGUUCAAGUAUUUAAGUAUAAAUAUAUAUAUAUAUAUAUUAAAGAAAGUAUUCAGUUAUAUUUUUCAUGCAAAUUUUAUAAUUUAUCAUGUUGUAAAAUAGAAAGUUUUUUUUUUAUUCAGUUAUAAGGUUUCUUUUUUUUUAUUUAUAAUUAAAUUUUUAUAUAUUUUUAUUUUUACAUAAUUUUCUUGUGUUUAACUAAUAAAUCUUGAAAAACUAAUAACAAAUUUAUUAAAAAUUAAUUAAAGAAAAUUAAAUUAAA
Molecule: messenger RNA, 2732 nt
Organism: Daktulosphaira vitifoliae (grape phylloxera)
Lineage: Eukaryota; Metazoa; Arthropoda; Insecta; Hemiptera; Phylloxeridae
Exons: 18
Coding region: 195-2486 (763 amino acids)
Source: RefSeq, a predicted model, not a curated record